CCCACCCCACCAAUGUUUUUUCCGGGCACUCUCUUCUUCUCCAGGCCAUCUCGAUCAUAAUAGCUAGCAAAGAAAUAAUUAAAGGGUACGGUCAUGUCAGUGGUUUGGAGCAGGGAAGAAGAAAAGGCCUUUGAGAAUGCGAUCGCGAUUCACUGGGUUGAGGAUUCAAAGGAGCACUGGGACACGAUUGCUUCGGUUGUUCCCAGCAGAACAGUUGAAGAGUUGAAACGACAUUAUGAAUUGCUGGUCGAGGAUGUUUGCGAUAUUGAGGCCGGCCGCGUUCCGCUCCCCACUUAUGAUUAUCAUGCUCAACACCAAUCCGCCACUUCUCAUACUGUUGCCCGUUCUGGCGGUGGCGGAGCCGCCCACGACUCCGCCAAAGGCGCCUCCCGCUCCGACCAAGAACGUCGUAAAGGGAUUCCAUGGACUGAAGAAGAGCACAGGUUAUUUCUGCUUGGUUUGGACAAGUUUGGGAAGGGAGAUUGGAGAAGCAUUUCCAGGAAUUAUGUGGUUUCCAGGACGCCAACGCAAGUUGCUAGUCACGCGCAGAAGUACUUCAUCCGUUUAAACUCAAUGAAUAGAGACAGGAGGAGAAGCAGCAUACAUGACAUUACCAGCGUAAGCGGCAGCGGCGACGCAUCGCCUCACCAACCACCGCCCAUCACCGGCCAGAACCCCAACACCACCUCCCACGGGAUGGGCAUGUAUGGAACGCCCGUAGGUCAUCCCGUGGCCGCUCUGCCCGGUCACAUUGCUUCUGCGGUUGGGACUCCGGUCAUGCUUCCCAGCCAUGCCCAUCCUCCUUAUGUUCUACCGGUGGCAUAUCCGAUCGGGCCGCCGCCCAAUAUACACCAAAAAUAAACGUAUUCAUCUCUUUCAUUCAAAAUAUACAUGACCCCCCUAGCUCUCAUAUGGGCGGAUGAUCGACCUGCUUCUCACUCAAUUUGGGAGGCCAGUCUUAAGUUUGUGCAACUACUGCCUCUAAGGUGUGUUUAACUUAAAUUUAAUUUUCCUAGUUCUGCAACCAGAUGGACAAUUUUGUAAGUACAUAUCGAGUAAGUGUUCUACUUGUUAAUUAAGAGGUACUUAUAACUGUAAAAGUACAUACAUAGCACAAGAAUAUUACGUAGUAACAUACAUCAGUUUUCUAUUGAAAUUAAGUUCCAUCGUUAAUUAUUGCUUGGAGAGUUGGAGUUGCAUAAAACUUAUCAUUCCAUUUUAUAUCCUUGUAUUACUUGAGUUUUGC
Molecule: messenger RNA, 1246 nt
Organism: Cuscuta epithymum
Lineage: Eukaryota; Viridiplantae; Streptophyta; Magnoliopsida; Solanales; Convolvulaceae
Source: the annotation of a GenBank genome assembly